This is a messenger RNA of Aureobasidium pullulans EXF-150, 1025 nucleotides long. RefSeq names its product Cloroperoxidase. Bases 46 to 966 code for a protein of 306 amino acids. Gene Ontology annotation, molecular function: peroxidase activity. NCBI's taxonomy places the organism in Eukaryota, Fungi, Ascomycota, Dothideomycetes, Dothideales, Saccotheciaceae. The transcript is spliced from 2 exons. The record is from RefSeq and is a predicted model, not a curated record.
CUAAUUCUUGGUGUAUUGGCUGAGUUCAGCUCUGCCUUUCCCGGCAUGGGAAACAUGCGAAGAGAGGCUGGUGUGCUCCCUCGCAGAGCCGCGGCCUCUGCUGUUAGUUCAGCAAACACUGCUGCCAGUACCUACCCAGCCUGGCAUCCAGCACAGAAGGGAGAAGUUCGCUCACCAUGUCCCGGUCUCAACUCCUUGGCCAAUCACGACAUUUGUCCACGAAGCGGCAAAGGAUACACUAUUCCAAUCUUGACUGAUUGCUUGAAGCGAGGCUUGAACGUUGGCGGCGACUUUGCUCUGGUCGUAGGCACGGCAGGCAUUGGGUCCAACCCCAGCCCUCUGACCUCUGGCUUGUACUUCGACCUUGAUAUGCUGGAUCGACAUGACUUUUUGAUUGAGCACGACGGCUCAUUGUCCCGUGCCGACACCAUCACGGGCGACAACCACAGUUUCAACCAAACCAUCUGGGACACUGUGCUCGCGUACUACAGUGGUAUGACAGAUGCUACCAUUCCUGUUGCGUCCAAAGCCAGAUUCAACCGCAUUCAGACGGAAGCUGCCAGAGACCCCAACUUCAGCUACAGCCCUGUCCAAUUCAUCCUAUCGUAUGGAGAGACCGCACUUUACCUGUCCACGAUGGGUGACCCAAUCACUGGAGUUGCUCCCUUGGAGUACGUCCGCAGCUUGUUCGAAGAGGAAAAACUCCCUUACGAGCUUGGCUGGCAGCCACCAAAGACGACGACAACCUUGGCCAGUUUGGGAGCGAUGGCUCUUCAACUCAACCUCGCGAGCGGUGAACAGGUUCCUGAAGGCGUGAUUCUGGGAGAAAAGAGUCUGAGAGCGGCACUGAUCGGCCUCAACGCUGCCACCGGCGAGAUCGAGAACAAUGUUGUCUAUGCUGUUGCGAAGCUGACUGGUGCGCUCGGUAGCUUGACUGGUGUUUUGAAAGGCUUGACCGGUUCGUAGUGUGUGUUCAUUUUUCUGAGGGAGAUCGAAACACAUCGCAUGUUUCUGCCCGAUCGGGU